Messenger RNA from Colletotrichum spaethianum, 1323 nucleotides. RefSeq names its product pre-rRNA-processing protein crb3/ipi3. The transcript has 2 exons. The record is from RefSeq and is a predicted model, not a curated record. Gene Ontology annotation, molecular function: protein binding. Gene Ontology annotation, cellular component: nuclear pre-replicative complex. Gene Ontology annotation, biological process: DNA-templated DNA replication; rRNA processing. NCBI's taxonomy places the organism in Eukaryota, Fungi, Ascomycota, Sordariomycetes, Glomerellales, Glomerellaceae. Bases 1 to 1323 code for a protein of 440 amino acids.
AUGUUGUCGGAAGAGUUUUACUCGUCCAUCUGCGGCCCGCCCAUCGCGGCCAAUACCGCCGUCUCCAAGGAUGUCGGCAUCUACGCCCACACGCUGAGCCCCAGCUAUGCCGUCAAGUCGACGCUCAAGAAAAGUGCAACCCCGCCCAACUGCUUGGCUGUUAGUGACUCGCACGUCUUCGCUGCCCAGCACGAAAAGUCCCAGGUCCAUGUCUAUUCGAGGUCGCGGGGCAUCCAAGAAACAACCGUCACCUUCCCAGAGCGCAUUCGCAGCUUGGCGUUGAUUGACGAUGUCUUGGCAUUGGGGACUUCCGAAGGCAGACUCAUGCUGUGGGAGACCUGCACUGGCCGCCAGCUGACCACACCCCCAUGCCACGUCCAGGCCGUUUCGUGCCUGGCCGUCACACCUCACCACAUCCUCACCGGCUCAGAAGACUCUAACAUUCAUGUGUGGACCCUGUCUCGUCUCCUGGAGCUGAACGCCUCCAUCGAGAGCGAGCCGGACCGUACGCUCUCCAACCACAGGGCCGCCAUUACAUCGCUCGCCAUCAGCCCCAGCGUCAACCCAGAAACCAACAUCUGCGUCUCAUCCAGCAAAGACAAGACCUGCAUCAUCUGGAACUAUCAAACGGGCGAAGUGCUGCGCACUCUGUUGUUCCCGGCGGCUCCGCUCUGCGUUUCCAUGGAUCCCUGCGCUCGUGCCGUCUUCGUUUCAUCCGAGGACAGGUCCCUCUAUCUCGUCGAGUUGCUUGGAGAAAAGCCACUCAUUGGCCCGAACUGCGCUGAAUCUUCGUCGACCGUCGUCCAGAUCAACUCACCCAUUGGAAUCGCUGAUGAAGAUGCAGGCCCGGCUUCGUGUUUGGCGCUGAAUUAUGAUGGCACCACUGUUUUGUCCGGCCACACUAGAGGCAAGAUCCUACAAUGGCAAUUAACGGAGAACGGCCACCCCACAGAGUUGACAGACGUCAACGCCUCUGUAACGAACUUGGUGUUCCCGCCGUUGCUGCAGGCACCCCGGUCCACCAAACCUACUGCGGUUAUCAAGCCCACCCAGGCCGAGCGACAAUACACAUUCACAUCUCAACUGAACACAAGUCUCAAGCAGGAGACGAGGUUCGGCAAGAUGCUCAAUGGCUUUGGUUUACCCAACGACAUGCUGGAGUCCGCUGUUCUCGCGUUCCAAGAGGCCCAGGCACAGCCCAGUACAGAGGACGAGGAGACGCAGAAAGAGACUGACGAGUUGUGGGAAAUAAUCAAUGAGCAAAGGGCGCUACAGAAGCUGACUAUGCAGCGGUAUUUCCAGGCCAGAUCGUCUCAUACCUGA